Argiope bruennichi is the source of this 2272-nucleotide messenger RNA. RefSeq names its product mediator of RNA polymerase II transcription subunit 15-like (gene MED15). The record is from RefSeq and is a predicted model, not a curated record. Gene Ontology annotation, molecular function: transcription coregulator activity. Gene Ontology annotation, biological process: regulation of DNA-templated transcription. The coding region runs from base 324 to 1985 and encodes 553 amino acids. NCBI's taxonomy places the organism in Eukaryota, Metazoa, Arthropoda, Arachnida, Araneae, Araneidae. The transcript is spliced from 14 exons.
UUCGUAUUCUUCGCGAAUCCAAAAACUUUUUUUUCCUCCCUCUCUCUACUCCUCAUCUGGCGGCGGGAAAGUUUACGGAUUUCGGCUGCCUCGGAAGAAGGCGUCCGGUGAAGAGAAGAAAAAAUAAAUAACUAAAAGAGGAAUAUAUAUAUUUUUUUUUGUGCUCGUGUGUUAGUUCGAUUUGUUUUCUUUUUUUGCUUUCAAUCCGUGAAACUAUUUUAGCAUAUUCGGAGGAACAGUUGAGUGAAACUUUUGCAUUGAGAAACGAAAACUAAGUUUUCGACUGACUGAGCGGCUGUGCUCAUACCGGCGGAUGCUGCGUAAUGUUCUAUUUUUCUUAUUCUAAGAAAGCAAUGACUGGAGCAGUUCCAUCGGCUAACAUGGGUCAAACUGGUGGUGUGAAUGUUGGAGGUCAAGUGUCUGAUCCAAUGAGUGCCCUCAAAAGUAUGGCUGGUCAAGGCAGUGGUGGAACUGUUACAAUUCAGUCUCAACCAGGCCAGACACAAAUGACGGCUUCGCUUUUGGGAUCUGGAGGCACCAUAAGUCAGAUGGCCACUCCCCCACAAUCUCAGCCACAAAUACAAGUUCAGUCUUUGGGCCCAGGAAUUGCACCAGGAUCUGGUCCUAAUGUAGUGACUUCGUCUAUUAAUCCUCAAGGCAUGAGUCCGAUGGUCAUGCAACAAACACGAUUUCUAGGACCUGGGGGUGUUUUAGCUUCCCAGCAAGUUCAACAAAGACCGCAAAUGCUGGCACCAAAUGUACAGAUCUUGCAAAAAUUUAGACAGCAAGUGCAAGGGCCACCUCCUAAUGUCACUAGCACUCAAAUUCCAAUGCAAGGAAAUUACAAUGAAAAUAUGUUUCUGCAGCAGCAACAAAGUCCACUCUCUACACAGUUUCAAGGACAUAGUCCAGCACCUUCAACUAUUCCAAAUCAAGGACCAAGUAGCAAUCAACCUGCUGUACCAUCUCCUGCUAGUCUUCCUACUCAAAAUAUGGGUUCACAGAUGGCUCCAUCCCCUGCUGUUUAUAGUCAAAGCCCUAAUCCUCAAAUUACACCUUCACCUGCAGGAAGUUAUUCUGUCAGAACUCCUGGUGCACCAUCCCCUGGCAGUGCUUUGAACACACCUAUUCCAGCUGGUGCUGCACCAAGUCCUAUCAACCGAACACCACAAGAAGAUUGUUACCUUGAAAAACGAAAGCAACUUUCUAAAUACAUUGAGCCUUUGAAAAAAAUGAUUUCUAGGAUAGAUAAGGAUGAAAAUAAGAAGAAAGAUUUGCAAAGGAUGAAAAAUCUGCUUGAUUUGUUAACUGAUCCUAAUCGAAGAUGUCCAAUGGAUGUGUUGCUGAAAUGUGAACAUGUUUUGGAAAAGAUGAACCCUUCUUUCUUGCAGAUGGAAGGAACUUUACCAGCUGCACAACCAACUGCAUUUCCUCCAAAAACUCAAGAACAAAAUAUAUGUCAGCCAUUAAUUGAUGCUCUUACAAAUAUCAGCAAAUCUCCUAUGUUUAACCAUAUUCUUUCUAAAACUUUUGGUCCUCCUAUAACUGCUUUAUUUGGACCUAGUGUCAGACAUACAACUCCUACACCUAAGAAAAGGAAGUUUGAAGAAGAUUCUAAUGAAAUAUCAGAUACUCUUCAAGGUGAAAUAGCUCGACUUGAUCAAAAAUUCAAAGUUCAAUUGGAUCCUGUUCAACACCUUGGAUCUAAGACUGUCAAUCUCAUUUGUCAGCUAGAUGAUAAAAACCUUCCAUGUGUACCAUCUAUUAACAUAACAGUUCCUGAAAAUUAUCCAGAAAAACCACCGCAGUGCUACACAACUAAAGAUGAAUAUGAAUCUACAUCAAUUCUUCAAAAUAUACAACAAGUACUUUCUACACGUUUAAGCACCAUGCCUCAGAAAUAUUCCAUCACUUCACUUUUGGAUACAUGGGAAAUGAGUGUUCGUCAAGCUUGCGCUUCCAAACCUGUUGCCGUUGAAAAUUGAAACAUAAAUACCGUUCAGCCUUUUUUUUUUUUUUUUUUUUUGUAUAAAGAAAUAUUCCUAUAAAAAAGCAUUACAUUAUUUUUUUUUGUUUGUUUGUUUUGAAGUGUUUGUCAGCAAUCAAUAUAUCUGCUUAACAGAACUGGAAAAAAGUAUGAAAUUUAAAAUAUAUAUAUUUCUUUUCUGGUGAGCAUUGAUUCAAUCUCAGGAACAAUCAUUUAUUAUUAUUUUUGGUAUGCAUCCUUGUGAGAGAAAUGUACAUAAAAAUCUAUUCUGUACCAUAUCUGUAU